Molecule: messenger RNA, 876 nt
Organism: Hemicordylus capensis (graceful crag lizard)
Lineage: Eukaryota; Metazoa; Chordata; Lepidosauria; Squamata; Cordylidae
Product: E3 ubiquitin-protein ligase RNF183-like
Exons: 2
Coding region: 1-825 (274 amino acids)
Biological process (GO): protein ubiquitination
Molecular function (GO): ubiquitin protein ligase activity
Source: RefSeq, a predicted model, not a curated record
AUGGCUGCGCAGCCGGAGCCAAGCAGCAGCGGCGGCGACGGCGGCGACCAUUGCCAUAGCAGCAGCAGUCUAGCGGGAAGCGGGGGGCAUGAGGAGAUGGUCGAAGAAGCGGCCGAAGAAGGGCCGGUGAGGGCGGCCCCCGCGGGGGGAGCAGAGACGCCUUUCAGCUACGAGGAGUACGAGUGCCGGAUCUGCUACAACCUCUUCGACCUGGAGCGCCACGCGCCCAAGCUGCUCGAGUGCCUGCACACCUUCUGCCUGGAGUGCCUCCGCCAGCUGCACCUGCGCGCCGCCCACUCGGCGCAUGACAGCAGCGGGGGGGAUGGCAACAGCGACCACCAAGGUGCCGCCAUCAAGUGCCCGCUAUGCGCCCACCGCACAGUGCCACCGGGGGGCAGCCCGCACAACCUGCCCACCAACACCAAACGGCAAGAGGCCAGUCUGCUGCAGUUGAUGCCGCUGCUGGAAGAGAGCCUCUUUCCGCGUCUGGUUCUGCAAGCGUCUGGGCCUGCCUGCCAGCGCCCCCUGCCGGAGCAGAGCAGCGUGGCCGCGACGACUUCCACCGACUCCUUGGCCAAUAAUGGAGAACAAUCGACUUCCUCUCAAGACAGGACGAGCCGAGAACUGCUGGGCUGCGUUUUCGCCGUCUCCCUCAUGCUGCUGUUUAUGUUCCGCUGGAUGGACCGACUCACGUUCAUUGUCUUCCUCGGCCUCCUCCUCGGCCUCCUCCUGUGCUGCUUCAUCCCUUUCAUGUGGCUGCUUUUGGACAUCAUGCCAAACCGGAGGCAAACUCACCUUGUCCGCCCCCCGCCCCAUGAUAUCUGAAUUAUCGGAACCGUGAUUCCUGGACCCAAGCAUAGUUCUGAUUUUGUGCCC